GUGCCUCCUCUCACUCCCUCUCCUCCCUCCCUCCCUGACACGCCUCCCCUGGCCUCUUCCCUUCCUCGGCCUCACCUUUCCUCGCUUCGCCUCUCUCCCCCCUUGCUUCCUUUCGCACCUUCCCGUCCCUCUCCUCGCUGAGGCUCGGGAAAGUGAAUCUUUCCUCCCUUCUCGACCUUUAGCCUUGCCUACCAGUCUAGCCUCACCUCCUCUAACUUCACUUUCCCCAGCCUCGCCUCGCCUGAUCUGUGUCCCUCCUCGUCUCUUCUUGCCCUUGCUCGUCUCACUAUCCCUUUCACCCCUGAGUCGCUGCCCCCUCUCGCUUCCUGUUGCUCCGAGUGCAAUGCUUCCUCCUUGUCCCACGUAUCCCUUGCCACUCCUCCCCUGUGUACUAGGCUCGCUCCAGUGUCCUGCACACCCUCAUUCCUCCAUUGUUCUCCUGCAUCUUUUUUUACCGCACUGGCAUCGCCGCAUUACACUCGCAGGUUCGAUGCUUUCUUUCACUUUCUUCUCAUUCUGCCUACUGUCCCUUCUCCUCUCCAAACAUCUGGCAACCUCCCUCCCUUACCGCUUGCGCUUUCAUGCUCUCCUAUUUUACCGCUUGCUUGUACGGAUGCUCGGUCCCUCGUUGGUUCUCUUCUCACCCUGUAGUCUCGGAGUCUUGCGCCGCUCUGCCAUGAGCUCAGAUGUAGGGAAGCAGACGAGUCGGUCGCUCGGCAUCAACGACUAUGAGGAAUCUUACCUCAUCGGCCCCGCAAGACUUCGCCGCUUGCAUCGUCAGCAAAAGAGGAGGACGACGACGGGCUUUCAGCAGCUCAACACAUAUACUCGAUCGACCUGACUAAGUCGCCAACGAAUUUAGCAGGCCCAACCAGCCAUUUCACAUGAAGUCCAAUAGGCGUUUUACCGCUCGAAAGCUGACAGAAGCCUCGCCAAUGUAACCUAGAAGAUACGAAAGGAGAUCUACAUGUAUGACCUAGUUAGAUAUGACCAUACUGUUUGAUAGGGCUACUUUUGAUUCCUAACAAAGAAACUCUGUUCG
This is a messenger RNA of Guillardia theta CCMP2712, 1042 nucleotides long. RefSeq lists its product as hypothetical. The transcript has 2 exons. Lineage: Eukaryota; Cryptophyceae; Pyrenomonadales; Geminigeraceae. The record is from RefSeq and is a predicted model, not a curated record. The coding region runs from base 491 to 841 and encodes 116 amino acids.